Messenger RNA from Castor canadensis (American beaver), 2247 nucleotides. It is a transcript of the gene Ccdc126, whose product is annotated as coiled-coil domain containing 126. Lineage: Eukaryota; Metazoa; Chordata; Mammalia; Rodentia; Castoridae. The record is from RefSeq and is a predicted model, not a curated record. Gene Ontology annotation, cellular component: membrane.
GCAAAGGGGAGGCGGCGAAGGGGAGGCGGUGUCCUCGCGGACCCGCCCCGGCCGCCCUCCCCUGCUGCGUCCCCGGCCUGAGCCGUCCCCCUUUCCUCUCCCCCGGCCGCGGUCGGUCGUGGGAACCCGGCUCGGGAACGCGCCUGUCCGCCCGUCCGCCCAGCCGCUGCGGCCCGGGAGCCGCUUUGUCCCUUCCUCCGGCCGCGACCCUGCCCUUCGGGCGUGACAGCCGGGCGAGCGCGGCCUCGGGCUCGGUCCCCGCUGCAGCCGCGCGCGCACUUCUCUGCUUUUGACAGCUCAGUUGUGUUCCACUUUGGGAAAAAGAGGAAGUCAAUGCCCCUUUAAACUCCCUCUUCAAACUCGUCUCCAGGGUGACCGACUUCAUAUAAGACUGGAUGCAACCUUGCUGAAAAUGAAGAACAUAUAGUAGAGACAUUUUUUCCUUUUUCCGUUCAUGUCUUUGCUUUUCAGUCAAGCCUGUUUGCUUCAUCAGAAAUGUUCUUUGCAAUCUCAAGAAAGAAUAUGUCCCAGAAAUUGAGUUUACUGCUGCUUGUAUUCGGACUCAUUUGGGGACUGAUGUUGCUGCACUAUACUUUUCAACAGCCAAGACAUCAAAGCAGUGUUAAGUUACGGGAACAAAUACUGGAGUUAAGUAAAAGAUACGUUAAAGCUCUAGCAGAGGAAAAUAAGAACAUGGUAGAUGUGGAGAACGGUGCUUCUAUGGCAGGAUAUGCGGAUCUAAAAAGAACAAUUGCUGUCCUCUUGGAUGACAUUUUGCAGCGCCUGGUAAAACUGGAGAACAAAGUGGACUACAUUGUUGUGAAUGGCUCAGCGGCCAACACUACCAAUGGCACUGGUGGGAAUUUGGUGUCAGUAACCGCAAAUAAGAGGAUCAAUGCGUCCGGCAGCGUCAGAUAGCAGUGAGGGAGCCCUGGGCCGCUGCAUCCACUAUGGAGGUUUCCUGUCACAGGAAGUUAUUUUAAUUGCUGGCUAGGACAGUAAUACUUUACAAAAAAGCUGUUCACAUUUUCAAGGAGUUUGCUGGAUUCAUGGAACAAAUUCUGUAUAUAAAAUUUUAAAUGAUACUAGAUGUUUUCAGACAGGUCUCAGUUAUACUCUAUCCUUAAAGGGAAUUUGGUAACACUGUUGAUACAAUAAACAGGUAGGUGAUCUUUGUGUAAAUCUUUCCUGUUUGAGAUCAAGUUGAAACAUAAACACUAAAAGACAUGGAUUUAUUUCCAUAAAAUAUUAUUUAAGUAUAUAACAUGUUUUUAGGUCAGUGGAGAAUAUUGUUAUUGAAUCAUCCUGUCAUUUGUUCUCAGUAGUUGUAACUGUUGACUAAGGCUAUUAAGAAGUGUGCUUCCUUCCACUAGUAUAUUUUGUUACUCAGAUUACAAGCAGAGAAAGGAAGGAGAAUGAUGAAAGUAAUAUUUUGAAAUCAUGACCCAAAGAAUGUCUUCAUUUGCACUAUCCUUCAAAAUAACUGAAGGUUAAUUGUAUAUUUUUUAAAAUCACAUUUGUAAGAGUAUAAUCUUGAAAUGGGUAGCAGUCACUGUCCAUAACCUAUCCUAAAUGUUGGUAGCAAUUCAAUAACAACAUUAAAAUAAUAUGUCUAAUCUCAUACUUAAAAAUUUCUUACAUAUAUUCUGAAGAAUAAAAGAUAUUUUUAUGAUGAAAUAAAGAUGACUUAAGUAUUCAUGAUUUUUCACAUACAUGAAUGUUGAUUUAAAAGUUUAAUCCCAUUGUCGUGUGCCUGUAGUCCCAGCUACUUGGGAGGCUGAGGCAGGAGCAUUGAAAGUCCAAGGCCAGCCUGGUCUAUAUAGGAAGACCCUGUCAAAAACAGGAAAAGCUUGACCCCUUGUGUAUGCCAUCAGGAAAGCACAUUAUUUCCUUGUUUUGGUAAUUUUUGCUUUUGUUGUGUGGGUGGGGGAGGAGGGGAACUCUUGAGGACUUUAGCCGGAUGUAUAUAAUAAAGGUAAUUGUGCUACAUAAAAUUGCUUGGAAAAUGUUACUGUUACUUUAUGUUAUAUAAGAGUAUCAUGCUUUAUGCAACUUUGGAUUAGAUACCCUUUUUAUAUGUUGACCACUUAAAAUAUCCAAGAACAUUUCAAAUAUAAUUUAUGAAGAUAGACUAUCUUUUCAGGAAAAGAGCUACUGUAUACAGCACAAGAAAUCUUAAUCUUGGGUAAUUCUAGUAUAAAGUACACCUUUAUUUAAAUUUCCGUUGUAGCAAAUCUAAUUGCUAUA